Messenger RNA from Saccoglossus kowalevskii, 951 nucleotides. RefSeq names its product deoxynucleotidyltransferase terminal-interacting protein 2-like. Gene Ontology annotation, biological process: RNA processing. Gene Ontology annotation, cellular component: nucleolus. The record is from RefSeq and is a predicted model, not a curated record. Lineage: Eukaryota; Metazoa; Hemichordata; Enteropneusta; Harrimaniidae. Gene Ontology annotation, molecular function: RNA binding.
AUGGCGUCGCCCAUGAAAACUCGUGGUUCACGGAAAGCUUCUCAGAAUUCCGAUAGUAGCAACGGAUUACUCACGGAAAUGGUCUCACAAGAUGUUACUGACAGUGAAAGUGACUCUGAAAGCAGCAAUAGUUAUGAUGAGAGUGAUUCUGAUUUAGACGAACUUGUAGAAUUGGCGGCAAGCCAUAUUUUGAAAGCCAAAGAUACGAAAAAGCAACCCGACCGAAACGAUUCUGGUAGCAAUGAGAGGAAUAACUCGGAAUCGUCAGAUAGCGACGAUGAGGAAAAUGCUUCGUUAUUGCCAUUUAUUGUUGAUUGUAAGCCGUCAAUUGGAGAAACCAGUGGUCCUCACUCCGAAGCCGAUGUUGUCGUUGAAAUAAAAAAGCCUCUGCCCGAAGACACAUCCGUUAAUUUAUUGAAAAAAAUAAAUCAAAUGAAUCAACCCAAGGUGUCAUCGUCAUUGGAUUCAGGAAUGGACACCAGUAAUAUUUACAUUAACUUAGAUGAAAGCAAACCAAGGAAUAGCAAGAAAGCUAUUGAAAACAUAUUGUUAAAAAGUAAAAAAGAUCAGCUUCUAAAAAAGAGUGUUGUAACCAGUGGUUUUGAGAAGAAGGACAGCAUACCUCCAUAUAAGGAAUCCAUGCGCCAAAUAAAGAAACAAAGGAAGAAAGAAAGAGAGUCACACACUGGAAGUAACUGGUAUAAUAUGAAAGCACCAGAGAUGACAGAAGAACUCAAGAAUGACUUGAAAGUAAUAAAAAUGAGAGGAGCGUUAGAUCCAAAACGAUUCUACAAGGGUAGUGAUGUGAGGGGAUUACCCAAAUUUGUUCAGGUUGGUACAGUGAUAGAGCACUCAGCUGAUUUCUAUCAUUCAAGAAUACCGAAGAAAGACCGAAAGAAGACGAUAGUGGAUGAGUUGUUAGCUGACGCUGAAUUUAGGAGGUAAAUAACA